Messenger RNA from Carassius carassius (crucian carp), 6205 nucleotides. Its product is annotated as glutamate receptor ionotropic, NMDA 2B-like. The transcript is spliced from 16 exons. NCBI's taxonomy places the organism in Eukaryota, Metazoa, Chordata, Actinopteri, Cypriniformes, Cyprinidae. Gene Ontology annotation, biological process: excitatory postsynaptic potential; long-term synaptic potentiation; synaptic transmission, glutamatergic. Bases 198 to 5045 code for a protein of 1615 amino acids. The record is from RefSeq and is a predicted model, not a curated record. Gene Ontology annotation, molecular function: transmitter-gated monoatomic ion channel activity involved in regulation of postsynaptic membrane potential; NMDA glutamate receptor activity. Gene Ontology annotation, cellular component: plasma membrane; NMDA selective glutamate receptor complex; postsynaptic membrane.
GACACUCUGAAAACCAGGACUCUGAAGAUCAGCAGCUCCAGAGGACAAACACACACACAAGAACAGAGAGAGAUACUGUAGACCGACUGCUAUCAGGGUCCACAGUAGGGUAUGAGAACGCUACAGCAUCAUGUGGUUUCUGAGAUGGAGGAGUGAGAGUUCGGCUGAAAACACACAAGGUUGUUCACUCCUCCAUCAUGUCCGUCUGCAUUUAUCGUGGCUUAGCUCCCCCCUCUCAGGCAAGGCGGGCGUGGCUUCGUGUUCUGGCUCCGCCUCCACAUCACUGGCCCCGCCCGUCGCUGCAGCAGCUGUUGGCCGUGUGUCUGCUGCUGCUGCUGCCACUGGCCGUCCAAUCACGGCGCGAGCGAGGCGGAGGGGGCGUGGCCCACUAUAUCCCAUCAUCAGUGGCUCAGUAUCCGCCCGUCUCCAAGCUGAUGCAGGGCCUGAGCAUCGCAGUGGUGCUGGUGGGGAACUCCAGUGAGGUGGCGCUCGCCGGCAUGCGUGACAAAGAUGACUUUGGCCACAUGCCGCUGGCGCCCAGUGUGGAGAUGGUCACCAUGAACGAGACAGACCCCAAGAGCAUCAUCAAGAGCAUCUGCGACCUGAUGAUGGAGCACUGGCUGCAGGGUGUGGUGUUCGGAGACGACACCGACCAGGAGGCCAUCGCACAGAUCCUGGACUUCAUCUCCGCGCAGACACACAUCCCCAUCCUGGGAGUGAAGGGAGGCUCCUCCAUGAUCAUGGCUGCUAAGGACGAUAACUCCAUGUUCUUUCAGUUCGGACCCUCCAUCGAGCAGCAGGCAUCCGUCAUGCUCAACAUCAUGGAGGAAUAUGACUGGUACAUCUUCUCCAUCGUCACCACAUACUACCCCGGUUACCAGGACUUUGUUACUAAGAUCCGCAGCACCAUCGAGAACAGUUUUGUGGGCUGGGAGCUGGAGGAGGUGCUGCUGCUGGACAUGUCUGUGGACGACGGAGACGCCAAGAUCCAGCAGAACCAGCUGAAGAAGCUGCAGAGCCCCGUCAUCCUGCUCUACUCCACCAAAGAGGAGGCCAACAUCAUCUUCCAGGUGGCACACUCCGUGGGGCUGACGGGCUACGGCUACACCUGGAUCGCCCCGUCUCUGGUGGCCGGAGACGCCGACCACAUCCCGACCGAGUUCCCCACAGGCAUGAUCUCGGUGUCGUACGACGAGUGGGAUUAUGGGCUGGAGGCGCGCGUGCGUGAUGGUGUAGCUGUGAUCGCAUCAGCCACCUCCACCAUGAUGAUGGACCGCGGGCCGGACACGCUCCUGAGGUCUGAGUGCCACGGGGCCCCUGACAGGAAGAGCCCCAUCACAGGAAACCACAACAACGAAGUGCUCAGGUAUCUGAUGAACGUGACCUUCGAGGGCCGGAAUCUCUCCUUCAGUGAGGACGGCUAUCAGAUGCACCCCAAACUGGUGAUCAUCCUGCUGAACAAGGACAGACAGUGGGACAGAGUGGGUAAGUGGGAGAAUGGCUCUCUGUCGAUGAAGUUUCACGUGUGGCCACGUUUCGAGCUCUACUCUGGGACUGAGAGCCGUGAAGAUGAUCAUCUGUCCAUCGUGACGCUGGAGGAGGCUCCGUUCGUGAUGGUGGAGGACGUGGAUCCACUCAGCGGCACCUGCAUGAGGAACACGGUUCCCUGCCGAAAGCAGCUCAAAUCACUGAAUCAGACGGGGGAUUCUGGCAUCUACAUCAAGCGCUGCUGUAAAGGCUUCUGUAUUGACAUCCUGAAGAAGAUUGCCAAGUCUGUGAAGUUCACCUACGACCUUUAUCUGGUCACCAACGGCAAACACGGCAAGAAGAUCAACGGCACGUGGAAUGGGAUGGUGGGAGAGGUGGUGCUGAAGAAUGCUCACAUGGCCGUCGGCUCGCUGACCAUCAAUGAGGAGAGGUCAGAGGUCAUCGAUUUCUCCGUGCCCUUCAUUGAGACAGGCAUAAGCGUCAUGGUCUCACGGAGCAACGGCACCGUGUCUCCAUCUGCGUUCCUCGAGCCAUUCAGUGCUGAUGUCUGGAUCAUGAUGUUCGUUAUGCUACUGCUGGUUUGUGCCAUUGCAGUGUUCGUGUUUGAAUACUUCAGUCCCGUUGGCUUCAAUCGCCGUCUCAUCGACGGCAGAGAGGCCGGAGGUCCAUCGUUCACCAUUGGAAAGGCCAUCUGGUUGCUCUGGGGUUUGGUCUUCAAUAAUUCUGUCCCAGUGCAAAACCCCAGAGGAACCACCAGCAAGAUUAUGGUGUCUGUUUGGGCCUUCUUUGCUGUGAUUUUCUUGGCCAGCUAUACUGCUAACCUGGCCGCAUUUAUGAUUCAGGAAGAGUACGUGGACCAGGUGUCAGGCCUCAGCGACAAAAAGUUUCAGAGACCCAAUGACUUCUCCCCACCAUUUCGCUUUGGGACAGUGCCAAAUGGCAGCACUGAGAGAAAUAUCCGCAAUAACUACAGAGAGAUGCACUCCUACAUGGUCAAAUUCCACCAGCGCAAUGUGGAUGAAGCUCUGUACAGUCUGAAAACAGGCAAGCUGGAUGCCUUCAUUUACGAUGCCGCCGUGCUGAAUUACAUGGCGGGCAGAGAUGAGGGCUGUAAGCUGGUAACCAUCGGCUCUGGAAAAGUGUUUGCUUCCACCGGCUAUGGCAUCGCCAUCCAGAAAGAAUCGGGUUGGAAGAGACAGGUGGACCUCGCAAUCCUCCAGCUCUUUGGAGACGGUGAUAUGGAGGAGUUUGAGGCUCUCUGGCUCACCGGGAUCUGCCACCAUGAAAAAAAUGAAGUGAUGAGCAGUCAGCUGGAUGUGGACAAUAUGGCGGGUGUGUUCUACAUGCUAGGUGCUGCCAUGGCUCUGUCUCUGAUCACCUUCAUCGCUGAACACGUCUUUUACUGGCACCUGCGUUUCUGCUUCAUUGGCGUGUUUUCUGGGAAACCAGGUUUCACCUUCACAAUCAGCAGGGAGAUAUAUAGCUGUAUUCAUGGAGUUGAAAUCGAAGAUAAGAGUUCAGCUCUGAAUUCACCCUCUGCUACCAUGAACAACACCCACUCGAAUAUUCUGCAUUUGCUGCGCACCGCCAAGAACAUGGCAUCUCUUUCCGGUGUCAACGGUUCCCCACACAGUGCACUCGACUUCAUCCGCCGAGAGUCCUCUGUGUAUGACAUCAACGAGCACUGCCGCAGCCUGGCCGGACACUCAGACUGCAAGGCCCCAUACCUGCUCGAGGACAACAUGUUCAGCGACUACAUCAGUGAGGUGGAGCGCACCUUUGGCAACCUAUACCUGAAGGACAGUAAUCUCUACCAGGACCACUACCUGCACCUCCAUGGAGGCUCAACCCUGGGACUGAUGGGCCCAUCCCAUAACCGGCCCCACAGCCUGGGCUCCAGCAGUUCUCUGGAGGGCGGCAUGUUUGACUGCGAUAGCCUGGGCGGUGGUGUGGCCCCUAUCUUUAGCACACAGCCGCGCUCUGCCCUGACCCACAGGAACAUGAGCAAAUUCGACCUGCUGCAGAGCAAGACUCCUCCAUCUGGGUUGAAGCAGGGACUGGCCGACCUGUAUGGAAAAUUCUCCUUCAAAGGUGGAGUGUCUAGUUCCGGAUAUAUUGCAGGGCACGACCAGUUUUGUGAUGGUGCAGAUGAUGGAAACAUCCGUUCUGAUGUGUCUGACAUUUCCACUCAUACUGUGACCUAUGGCAAUCUGGAGGGCAAUGCUAAGAAACGCAAGCAGUAUAGAGACAGCCUGAAGAAGCGGCCUGCAUCUGCAAAGUCCCGACGAGAACUCGACGAAAUCGAGCUGGGUUACCGCCGCCGCCAGCACCAUGGCCACCACCAUCAUCACCAUGGGCACCGCUCAGCUUCACCUCCAUCUGAGCACAAACAAGGUGGUGGUGUGAGCUCAACCUCAUAUCUGUUACAAGACAAGGAAAGCCUGAGGGAUUUUUACCUGGACCAGUUCCGGCCCAAAGAAGGCAUCCCGCAGUGGGAGCAUGUGGAUCUUACAGAUGGUCCCAGUGGGGGAGGAGGAGGCAACUGCACCAGCCUGGUGUCUGUGGAUGACUUCCUGAAGAGCGAACCCAAGAAGCCGGAAAGCAAGAGUGGGAGCAGUGAGUGGGAAUGUCGUAGUUGUCGUGCAAGCAGUGCGGGCAGCAAGCAGAUGGCCCUGCAUGGAGUUCUGCACAUGGGUGGGACAGGCUACAUUGGCAGUGGCUGUGUGGCAGCGGGUGCUGGAGGAGGUUUUGGGAGCAGCCGCCCCAGUUCAGCAACUUGUAUGAGGUGCGAAGCCUGCAAGAAGUCAGGCAACCUGUAUGACAUCAGCGAGGACAGUAACCACCUGUUGGAUCAACUGGGAAGCAGUAGGGGUCAGACACCAGUGCAACGCCGCAGGACCUUCAGCGGGAAACCGCUACUCCGGCAACAUUCCUACGACACUUUUGUGGACCUGCAGAGAGAAGAGUUAGGUGUGCCGCUGGGGUUCGGCGGCCCUGAGGCACUGCCACCACCACGCAGUGUGAGCCUCAAGGAGAGGGAGCGCUGCAUAGAUGCCUCUAGUCCCUUCGCACACAUAUUUGAGCAUCCUGGAGAUCGCAAGCAGGACACAGACCAUGACCCGCUGUUCUAUGGAGCUGCUGAGAGGGGCGUGGUAUCGCCAUUCGGGUUGUUCAGAGUGGGGGAGAAUACACCUCAUGGAGGCCUCAUGGAGGGGCCAGCUCACUCCUUAUCCAAAUCUCUCUAUCCUGACCGAACCGACCACAACCCCUUCAUCCCCACAUUUGGAGAUGACCAGUGUCUGCUGCAUGGUGCCAAGUCCUACUAUAUCACCAAGCAGCAGCAGCACAGCGACUUGCUCAGCACCAUGGGCAUGACCUCCUUCCUGCCGGCAUCAGCCACCUCCAGAGUCAUGUCUAACUUGGCUCCGCACUUUCCUGCAGAUUUGUGCAUGGGGAACCACCACACCAGCAAGCUCAGUCUCGGUCCACCUCGACCUUUUAACGACAACAAUGGACACAUGUAUGAGAAACUCUCUAGCAUAGAGUCUGACGUUUGAGAAAGAGCAAUGAGCAAGGUAAAGAACAGAGAAGCAUUCUGUUAGCCAGAUUUUAGCAGAAUACUCAGAACUUGAGAGAAUUGAAAAGGUCAUUUCCUGUCAAGUUCACAUAUACACCAAUGGGCUCAUCUUCACGAGCUGGUGAGAACAAAAGCACGUCCAUCUGUUGAGUGUGUGCACGAAAAAGAACAGGAGAGCAGAUGUCCCGUUUCACCUACAUCCCUUGCAUCACACCGGAACAGCCCUGUCCUGUACUCUUGUCUUUCGUGAAGAUACAAUCAUGAAAGCAUAAUAAAUGCUCAUAGAUUUUUUUUUCUUUUGAAACAGGGUAAUAACUGUACCUCAGAGAUGUAGUGAAGACACUGCUGACUGGUAAUCUGUUAUUGAAAUUGGGUUUAAUUUGUUUGAUGUUUUCCUGACCCUGCUCUGGAGGCCUUUGCUGAGCAUCAGGGAUAUUUAAAUGUGAUGAUCAAUCCACAUUCAACCUAAUGUAUCCAUGGCAACAGCCUCUCCCAUGCUGUUUACUGCCAUGAAACACGUGUGCAUUAGUGAAAGUGCACAAGCCUCUGCUGUGUUUUAUCCUGUCAUUUAUAUUCAAAUCUCUACUGCCAUGAUAUCUCAUAUCCAGCAAGAUAUCUUGUUGAUACACCUUUGGUUACACUCACGUCAUGUGACUCUUGCUUAGAAGUUGAAAAAUAAGGGGUUAAAAAGACAUUAUUGUCAUAUGUUUUGGUUGUAAAUAUAUUUCUCUUUAUAUAAGCCAUCAAGGUCAACCUUUAAUAUAGCUUUUUUCAAGUAUAACAAAUAACCAAAAUAAAGACUAAAACAAAACAAAAUGACAAAAACAUAAAAUAUGCCAAUUUUAGCAAAAGCAUUAUAACUCACGAUAAGUAAUAUUUUAAGCGAUAGUUUGAUUUUUAAAUACGUUUAUUACUUGAUUCUGAUAGUUUACUGCCUCCUAACCGGCUUAUUUUUAAGGAUUUACCUUUAUUUGUUUACCUGCAGUACAACAGAGCUGAGCAGUUCUGUCGUAGACAUGUUUAGUUUACUUGAUCGGUGUACCAAAUACUCUUUUCUAAGUUUAUCUUAAAUUGUGUUUAGACGUCUGGUCGCCGGCUGGAGUGGUCCAGGUUCUCUCUCUCUCUCUUUCUCUCUCUCUC